Messenger RNA from Ochotona curzoniae (black-lipped pika), 905 nucleotides. It is a transcript of the gene SARNP, whose product is annotated as SAP domain containing ribonucleoprotein. The transcript has 11 exons. The coding region runs from base 43 to 675 and encodes 210 amino acids. Gene Ontology annotation, cellular component: nucleus. The record is from RefSeq and is a predicted model, not a curated record. Lineage: Eukaryota; Metazoa; Chordata; Mammalia; Lagomorpha; Ochotonidae. Gene Ontology annotation, biological process: poly(A)+ mRNA export from nucleus.
GAGGCAGCGGGUACGGGCCUAGUUGAGUGGAGGGGCACCAAGAUGGCGGCGGAGACAGUGGAGCUCCAUAAGCUGAAGCUUGCAGAGCUAAAACAAGAAUGCCUUGCUCGUGGUUUGGAGACCAAAGGAAUAAAGCAAGAUCUUAUUAAUAGACUCCAGGCAUAUCUUGAAGAACAUGCUGAAGAGGAGGCAAAUGAAGAAGAUGUACUGGGAGAUGAAACAGAGGAAGAAGAACCAAAGCCAAUAGAACUGCCUGUCAAGGAAGAAGAACCCCCUGAAAAAAGCGUUGAUGUGGCAGCAGAAAAGAAAGUGGUAAAAAUUACAUCUGAACUACCACAAACUGAGAGAAUGCAGAAGAGAGCUGAACGAUUCAAUGUACCUGUAAGCUUGGAGAGUAAGAAAGCUGCUCGGGCAGCUAGGUUUGGGAUUUCUUCGGUUCCAACAAAAGGUCUGACAUCUGACAUCAAGCCUUCAGUUAAUUUGGAUAAAUUAAAGGAAAGAGCUCAAAGAUUUGGUUUGAAUGUCUCCUCAAUCUCCAGAAAGUCUGAAGAUGAUGAGAAGCUAAAAAAGAGGAAGGAACGAUUUGGGAUUGUCACAAGUUCAGCUGGAACUGGGACAACAGAAGAUACAGAGGCAAAGAAGAGGAAAAGAGCAGAGCGCUUCGGCAUUGCUUGAUAAGAGUUCUUGAUGCUUUUGUUACCCAGUGGUUCCAUUCUUCCUGAUCACAUAUAUAUAUAUAACUAAAUGCACAGUUAUGUGCUUAUGUCCUGCCUCGCUAUGAGGAAGCAUGUACCCAGGUACAUCGUGAACUCCAACAGCAGUUUGACUUAACUGCUGUUCCAACUUUAAGAUUGUUGUGUUUUUCUUUUUAAUUAUUUUGCUUGUUAAUAAAAAAACAGAAAAGA